Molecule: messenger RNA, 1722 nt
Organism: Mytilus trossulus (common blue mussel)
Lineage: Eukaryota; Metazoa; Mollusca; Bivalvia; Mytilida; Mytilidae
Exons: 6
Coding region: 1-417 (138 amino acids)
Source: RefSeq, a predicted model, not a curated record
AUGUCGUUUACUAUUGUAUUAAAAUUGAUCAUCAAGAAGUCCUCAGAAAAUGUAGAUGAGAGUGGUAUGAAUUGUAAGACAUUCAAAGAAAAUAAAAAAAAGAACAAGAACAGCUUAACUGCAAGAAAAGAUCACAACUGUAUCUCACUUCAGUUCCAGGUGAUGUUGAAUAUCAAGUUAAAUGCUUUAACCGAGGCUCUUGUCGAUAACGAAUCAACCAAAAAGGCUGUUUUCCGAAAAAUGAAAGGGACAUCUGCCCCAAAAAAGGAUGACAAUGAAAAAACUAAAGAAAUUAUUGGCCAUGUUAUAGGCGAACUAAAUAAAACAAAUGUUAACAAGACAAUUCAUGGGAAAGUUUUUGAGGCCUUUUGGAAGACAAUAGAGACAAUGCUGCCAGACGAUUCAAGUGAACGAUAAGAAGAACAGGAUUGUGACAAAUUUAAACUUACUUACUCAUAAAACAUAGUUACAUUUACAUGGAGUAAGAUUAUUAAGUCCUCUACUCUGCUAUUGGCAUACCCACCAAGGAAAUGGUAUUUCAUGCCCAGGAAAAACCUGAAAAUGACAAAAUGUUAUUGAGUUUGAAUUUAUGAUUUAUGUUUGAAGGAACAAAUAGAAAGUACAUAACAUUUUAAUGUGUAUACAUUUGAAUGUUAUAAGUAGCAUUAUAUUUUUUGUUUUAAUGUUUUCAUACACAUCAGGUUUUGCUAGACUACAUUUUUCAUUUGUCUGCUUUUAUGUAAUUAUCGAUUUGCAUUGACGAUUAUGAUUUUUGUAUUAAAUUUGCAUAACCCUAUAAUGAAAGAACGGCAAUAAUCUCUCCGUAUAGUUAAACAAUUGUAUAGUUUAUAUAAUUUUAAGUCUUUGGUUACCCACGAAGAAGUAGGAUAUAGACAAAAUGUAACACUUUUUAUACUUCAGGUCAUAAAAACAGAGACAGUUCAGUUUAUCCCCAAAAUAAAAUAUAAUUAGUUACUAUUAUCAAAUAGAUAAUGAUUAGAUGAUGCUUAAAAUUUCGAUUUUGUAAUAUAUAAGGUGUAUAGUAAUAAAAUGUAUUAAUAACCUUUCAACUAAGUUAUUUGUAUCUUGAUCUUAAUGAAAAAAUAUGUCUUCCAUAGUUGGCCCAUCGACAUCCCAACUUGUCAGUACACCAGUUGUCUAACAAGUAGUCUGUUAUUUGUUUGGAAGGCAUCUUCUCUUGCAGCAUUUGAACUUUUUGAAAAGUAUAUUUGUUGAUGAAAAAUUAUAUUGACACAUUUCUUUUGAGUAUAGGAACAGAAUCUAUAGAUUAAACACGCAUGUACUCAUAAGCAUUGUACAUUUAUAGGUAAGAUCUUCAAAUCGCAUCAAGCAACUCUUUGUACUUUUAAAUUAUUUUACUGAUAUAAUUCAAUAGAGAUUCAUUGCUAUAUGUUUUAGUGGGUUCUUUUUAUCUUUUAUCAACCAAAAUUUAUGUUUUUUGUAAGUGUCACUAGUUCAUGAGAUAAAUAUUAUUAUGUAAAAUUAUUUAUCUAAUAUUCUUUGCCAAAAUUCAACUGAAAUUUGUGUUGACGUUAAUUGUAUUAAAUUUGAUAUGCAGGAAAAGAUGUUUCUUUAGAUGAAUCUUUCUUAGCAUUGUCUAUUGGUCAAUUGUCAAAUAACUAUCACUGCAAGAAUAUGUGAAUAAUGUCAUAGUUUAACCUGUAAUUUUUACAGACAAAUAUAUUAAAAGAUAUAAUUGAA